Messenger RNA from Perca fluviatilis (European perch), 1116 nucleotides. Its product is annotated as signal-regulatory protein beta-2-like. NCBI's taxonomy places the organism in Eukaryota, Metazoa, Chordata, Actinopteri, Perciformes, Percidae. Gene Ontology annotation, biological process: response to bacterium. The transcript is spliced from 6 exons. The coding region runs from base 1 to 1017 and encodes 338 amino acids. The record is from RefSeq and is a predicted model, not a curated record.
AUGACCGUGUGCCUUCUACAUAUUUCUCUGCUCUGGUCUGUGUGUGAAGCACGGCUUGACGUCUCUCAGCCGGAUACUUUCCAAGCAGUAGAGCUAGGACACACAGUUACUUUUACAUGUAACAUUAAAAGCGCUGCAAGAACCAGGAUGUGGUACACACUAAACACUGAGAGGAGACUUCAGCUGCUGGCCUCCACGGAUACUUUAUAUAAUCUGACAAUAUUUAAAGAGAAAUCACACCGUUAUGAAGUCCAAUCGGACCACAUCAGCAGUUUUCUGACUAUCCCGAGGACAACGUGGGAAGACGUUGGCACAUACUACUGUGGAGUGAUGGACUUAAGAGACAUUCAGUUUGGACAAGGAACUUUUUUGAUGAUAACAGGUGCGAACCCGAUCAGUGACUCUGGCGUCCAGCAGCGGGAGUCUGAACCCGUCCAGCCAGGAGACUCUGUGACUCUCAGCUGUUCUGUUCACACUGGCCGCUGUGCAGCAGAACACAUUAGUGUCACGUGGCUGAAAAACUCUCAUCACUCUGCUCCGCAAAUGAUCUACUACUCUGGAAAUAAGAGCUGCCGGAGGACUGAGAGUGGAGAGACUAGCUGUGUGUACGAGCUUCUCCUGAGGAACCUCAGCUCUGAUGAUGCUGGAACCUUCUACUGUGUCCUGACUUCAUGUGGACAGACGCUGUUUGGAAACGGGACCAGGAUUAUUGUUCACAGAGAUGUUGCCUUCACCGAAUCAGUUGAUCUGAGUCCAACUGUUAUUGCACUGAUGCUGUCAAACACCGUUCUUGGGAUUGGGACACUUGUGCUUGUAUGGACACUUUGCAAAAACCACAAGAAAGAUCCCACACCUGCAUCCGGAUCCAGGGAUGGAUCUCUUGAAGCCAAUCAGCCUGGAGAUGCAGUGAUGUACGCAGCAGUGUGUUCUGCUCCCAGAGGCUCCUCCUGCAGAACAGCUCCAGUGGAAUACAGUAGCGACGCCGUAGUUUAUUCUCAUGUGAAGUACUCUCAAUAGGACUGACAGACUUGCAAGUAAAAGGAAAAACAGGAAGCAUUACAACUGGACAUGUGAUCUUGCAGGGAUAUAUACAGUUAGGACCUGCAUGGGACAUUA